UCAGAAGCUGAGCUUUAAGGAGCGGGUCAGGAUGGCGAGCCCCCGAGGUCAGAGCAUCAAGAACCGCCAGACAUCCUCCGGGAACGACCGGCGCUCUCCGGUGACCGACGGUGGAAYGGAGAGCACGAGUCCCGCCAAGGUCCAGAAGAGCUGGAGCUUCAACGACCGCACGCGCUUCAGACCCUCGCUGCGCCUCAAGAGCCAGUCCCGCUCCACCACCGACGCUGAGUCCAGCCUGGCCGUGGAGGACGGCUUCGAUGAGAAGGGCUGCCACUGCGACGUCUCUGUGGAGGACCUGUUGCCCUCGGUGAAGACCAUCAUCCGAGCCGUCAGGAUCAUGAAGUUCCACGUAGCCAAGAAGAAGUUUAAGGAGACGCUGCGUCCGUACGACGUGAAGGACGUGAUCGAGCAGUACUCCGCAGGCCACCUGGACAUGCUGUGUCGCAUCAAGAGCCUGCAGACCAGGCUGGACGGGAUGGUCGGCCCCCGAGCCCUGAGCAGCCGAGCGAAGACCUUUUCCUCUUCCUCCCUGCAUGUCUCUGACAGCCAGGGCAGAAAGAACUCCAGCCAGGGGGUGGACCAGAUCCUCGGGAAGGGUCAGAUCCCUCUGGAUAAGAAGAUCCGGGAGAAGCUGUUGUCUGAAGGGGAAAUCCUGGAGGACGUGAGCAUGUUGGGCCGGGUGUGUAAGGUGGAGCGGCAGGUUCAGUCCAUCGAGUCGAAGCUGGACUCUCUGCUGGACAUUUAUCGUCAGGUUUUACGUAAAGGCUCCUCGGCCGUCACGCAACAAUCCUCUCUGCCCCUGUUCGAGUUGGAACAGACGUCUGACUCUUCAGUUUUCAGUAAGGACCUGUCCRGUUCUGCUCAGGUGGGAAGGGGAGGAGGCGGAGCGCCCCCCUCAGGUGGUUUUGUGACGCGCUCCUCUCCCGGAGUCCACAUGUCCCAGGGAGGACUGCAUCUGAUCCUGGCUCCUCAGAACGAGCUCAACUUCAACGCCUCCCUGUCCACUCCCCGCUCUGGUCCCACCUCUGGCCCCGCCUCUUCCUGCUUCAGCCCUUCAUCUCUGCCCCCGCCUCAUCGUCAUCAGGCCACGCCCACUGAAAGCGGUGCCAACGACACGGUCCUCACGCCGAACGGCACCAGUGGUUCUGGGAGCCGGAGWGUCGGAGGAGAGUUCCCUCUUCUGGCCAGACUUCCUCCGCCCCCGUCCAACUGGACCGGACCGAAGCUGGUGCGAGGGACUCCUACGGAGACGUGUCCCGAGAUGGAGGACUUCUGCGGAGGUUUGGGGAGGCAGGUGGGGGACACGGGUCUCAGGGAGGACCUUGGACUGGAGCUGAGCAGUCUCAACGCCAAGGAGGACGGCUCCUGGAGGAGACACAUGAGCCUGGAGCUGGAGCCCCUGGUGCCCCCCGUCCUGAGCUGCUGCCCCCGACCCGUCCACGUGGACCGAGGACUGGGCAAGUCCAUGUCGGUGCAGGACCUGAUGCAGGUCUCGCCGGUCCACAACGCACACGAAAGCCACAGCCUGUCGUCUCCGAGCCCCAGCACCAGCAGCGACUCCCCCGUCGGCCUCCACAGCCGGGACCCUGGGGGGGACGGCAGCUGGGGGGUGGAGGACCUCUUUAUCAGCGACAGGGACAUGAAGGGACAGCGGUUCAACUUCCUGUCCCAYGGGACAGCUGAGGCCUUUUCUUCUGAGCUCCUGAGGACAGGAGGAAGAGGGGGGGCGGGGCCUCGAGGAUCCAAACGAAGCCUGGCCAGUGGUCCCUCCCCCUCCCCGUCCCCCGGCAGCACYGAACUCAUGAACAUGAAGCACGUUCGGUUAAAAUAAAACUGAGCAGGUCUGGAGACGUCCCUCCUGAGACGGUUUUUAUCUUUUUAAAGGUUGUUUUGUUUCUUUGAAGUUUCAGUGUUUUCAUCCAGGCUGGAAUCAGAACCAGUUUCAGGUUUGAGAAAAAAAAACACAAUUUAUCCUGAAAUAAAUAAACAGCAGUUUGUUUACUCCAGUGUAAAAAUACAGACAUAAAGUAUGUUCUAACAGCACAAACAUUUAUCUUUUAUCUGAUGUUGCACUAAAACUACGUUUCAUCUCUUUCCAUAACUUAUCGUUUGUUUUCAAAUCUCAGUUUAUCCUCAAAUAAAUCAAUUAUUUAACAUUAAUCUCUUUCAMCACAAACAAAACUAUUUCAAACUAACAGACUGUUUAUUAGAUCUGUUUAUGAAUUCAGAAAAUUUUAGCUUUAAUUUUUUUAUUAUUUUGUCUAACUUGAGGUACGAUAAAGUGGAGAUAAAUUGUUGCCAAAAAGUUUGUUCAAAUAAAAAUUAUUUUUAAAACUGAACAAAAAUGAUUUGAAACUGAUUUUUAAAAAGUUAAAAUGAACAUGUGUGGCAGGACAUUGUGUUCUAUAACUUAAUAGUAUGGCAGGUCAUUGCGUCCUAUAUUUUCAAAGUAUAGCAGGCUGUAUCAUAAUGAGCAUGUAGGGCAGUUUAUUGUGUCCUAUAAUUUCAACUUAUGGCAGGCUGUUGUAUCAUAAUGAGCAAGUAUAGCAGGUCAUUGCGUCCUAUAUUUUCAAAGUAUGGCAGACUGUUAUAUCACAUAAUGAACAAGGUAUGGCAGGUAGUUGUAUCCUAUAAUUUACAAGUA
Molecule: messenger RNA, 2644 nt
Organism: Austrofundulus limnaeus
Lineage: Eukaryota; Metazoa; Chordata; Actinopteri; Cyprinodontiformes; Rivulidae
Product: potassium voltage-gated channel subfamily KQT member 5
Biological process (GO): potassium ion transmembrane transport
Cellular component (GO): membrane; voltage-gated potassium channel complex
Molecular function (GO): voltage-gated potassium channel activity
Source: RefSeq, a predicted model, not a curated record